GAGUUGGUCACACUGGUGUUCAGUUUUCGUGAAAACCAACAAUUUUGAAUUCCCUUAGUUUUUAAGCAUUUGACAAGGAAUGAAUUUAAGCGAUUGCAUAAAUAACUAUAUAUAUUUAACGGGCACCGAGGACUACGCCCUUAAUUUGACAAAGCUAUGCGAACGCUUUGCCUCGAAAGAGAAGCGCGUUUUGCUGAUCACCAGUCGUCAGCAGGGAAUUGCGAAGCGAUAUCCAUGGGAUUCGUGGAAUUGCAGCAAGAAUCUGACCAUUUUGCAUCUGGUGGAUGUGGAGAGUAUGCCGCAUCGGAUGCUGGAGCUGCAGGAUAACACGGAGUCCCUCGGUCCCGAUUUGAUCGUCUUCGAUCUGCAGUCCCUGGUCCUGGACGCCCUACUGCGUCCGGUGAUGCAACAGUGCUCCACGGACAAAAUGGUGCGGCACAUUGCCAAAUGUUCGGCCUCCUUCGUCAAUUACCGCGAAAUCCUGACCAAUUUGGAUCUGCAGAGGGCCGGCAAACCCAUUGAUACCAUUGUGGUCAUGUCCCAGGAACCGUAUCCCAUGUCACCAGCCCAGUUUAAGCUGCUCAUCGGUCUCUAUUUCCACGGCAACGAGUGCCACACGAACUUUUCCAAACUUUCGGGCCGGAUUCUGGUCUCACAGGGAUUCGCCUGACCGCAGGACGGGAUUCUGAACCACCAUUGUGCCUUCGACAGCUCCAUUAUGGUGUCUCCAGCUCCGGCAACCCAUAGUUUGCCCCUUGAAAUGCUGCCAGUCUGAUGAUCUUUGUUUUUUUUACCGAAAAAUAAA
Messenger RNA from Drosophila gunungcola (fruit fly), 805 nucleotides. RefSeq lists its product as uncharacterized. Bases 80 to 670 code for a protein of 196 amino acids. The record is from RefSeq and is a predicted model, not a curated record. Lineage: Eukaryota; Metazoa; Arthropoda; Insecta; Diptera; Drosophilidae. The transcript is spliced from 2 exons.